Sinocyclocheilus grahami is the source of this 2414-nucleotide messenger RNA. It is a transcript of the gene cdc73, whose product is annotated as cell division cycle 73, Paf1/RNA polymerase II complex component, homolog (S. cerevisiae). The record is from RefSeq and is a predicted model, not a curated record. Gene Ontology annotation, biological process: transcription elongation by RNA polymerase II; positive regulation of transcription elongation by RNA polymerase II. Gene Ontology annotation, molecular function: RNA polymerase II complex binding. NCBI's taxonomy places the organism in Eukaryota, Metazoa, Chordata, Actinopteri, Cypriniformes, Cyprinidae. The transcript is spliced from 17 exons. Gene Ontology annotation, cellular component: Cdc73/Paf1 complex. Bases 30 to 1622 code for a protein of 530 amino acids.
UAAAACACUCGUAAUGAGGAGGCGCGAUCAUGGCGGACGUGUUGAGUGUUCUUCGCCUGUACAACAUCCAGAAAAAGGAGAUUGUUGCGAAAGGGGAUGAGGUUAUUUUCGGAGAAUUCUCCUGGCCUAAAAAUGUCAAGACUAACUAUGUCAUUUGGGGAACUGGAAAAGAGGGACAGCCUAAAGAGUACUACACUCUUGAUUCUAUUCUUUUCCUGCUCAACAAUGUGCAUCUUCCUCACCCGUCCUAUGUGCGGAGAGCCGCAACAGAGAACAUCCCUGUUGUAAGACGACCCGACAGAAAAGACUUGCUCUCCUAUCUCAAUGGAGAAAGCUCAUCAUCAACGAGUAUCGACAGAAGUGCGCCCAUUGAGAUUGGUUUACAAAGGCCAACGCAAGUUAAAAGGGCAGCAGAUGAAGUGUCUUCAGAGGCAAAAAAGCCUCGGGUUGAGGAUGAAGAGCGUGUGCGUCUGGAUAAGGAGCGUCUGGCUGCUCGUCUCGAGAGUCAUAAGGAAAGCAUCGUGCAGACGGAUCAGAUCAGAUCUCUGUCAGAAGCCAUGUCUGUGGAGAAGAUCGCUGCUAUCAAGGCUAAAAUCAUGGCUAAGAAGCGUUCUACCAUCAAGACUGACCUGGACGAUGACAUUACCCAGAAACAGAGAAGCUUUGUGGAUGCUGAAGUGGACGUGACCAGAGACAUUGUGAGCCGAGAGAGAGUGUGGCGGACGAGGACCACGAUUUUACAGAGCAGUGGCAAGAAUUUCUCCAAAAAUAUAUUUGCCAUCCUACAAUCAGUGAAGGCGCGGGAGGAAGGUCGGGCCCCUGAACAGAGACAGACCCAGAACCAAACUCAGGUGGAUCCAGCAAUAAGAAAUAAACAGCCAGUCCCAGCUGCCUACAACAGAUACGAUCAGGAGCGAUUCAAAGGAAAAGAAGAAACGGAGGGCUUCAAAAUUGACACUAUGGGAACUUAUCACGGCAUGACGCUGAAGUCAGUGACGGAAGGUGCAUCUGCUAGAAAGGCCCAAACACCAGCUAUGCAGCCUGUUCCCAGACCAGUCUCUCAAGCAAGACCCCUGCCUAACCAAAAGAAAGGUUCUAGAACUCCCAUUAUCAUCAUCCCUGCAGCUACAACAUCUUUAAUCACAAUGCUCAACGCCAAGGAUCUCUUACAGGACCUCAAGUUUGUCACAACAGAGGAUAAGAAGAAGCUGGGCAUUCAGAGGGACAACGAGGUUCUGCUGCAGAGACGUAAAGAUCAGGUUCAGCCAGGCGGUGCCAACAUCAGUGUCACAGUACCCUACAGAGUGAUCGACCAGCCGCUCAAACUCGCCCCACAGGACUGGGAUCGUGUAGUGGCCGUCUUCGUCCAGGGUCCUGCCUGGCAGUUCAAGGGCUGGCCGUGGCUGCUGCCGGAUGGAUCCCCCGUGGAUAUAUUUGCCAAAAUCCGAGCCUUUCACCUGAAGUAUGACGAGGCACGGAUGGACCCAAACGUACAGAAGUGGGACGUGACUGUGCUGGAGCUGAGCCACCACAAACGACAUCUGGACCGGCCCGUCUUCCUCCGCUUCUGGGAAACACUAGACAGAUACAUGGUCAAACACAAGUCCCAUCUGAGGAUCUGAGACUGCUGGCUAUCCACCGUCGAGAUCUUCCCUCCCUCCAGAGACCGGUCAAGAUGGACCGCUAGACCCCCGGUCCUCUCAGCCUUCCUGAAAGCACUUUGGAUUUCAGUAUGCUUCACCCUCUGCUGACAGCAAUUUGAUUUGUAGUCUCUUCCUCCACCCGUGGAUGAACAGGUCAGGGCGCGCGAGAGGAAAUUUGGCUGUUUGGGUUGGUCCUUGUCAUGUUUUCUCAGUAGAUAUGAAUUUUUCAAUUGUAAAUCAGUUGGUAAUCAAGGCAGAUUCAAAAGGAGAUAUUUGAUUUAUUAUUUUUUAUUUUUCCCCUUCUCUAUUUGUAAAACACGAGCUGGAUGUAAGAGAACCAUUGAAAAUGGGGACUCGUUGAUAUGAAUAAAUGACUGCUGUCUAAAACUCUUGUAAUGAUAGAUUCACUUUGUUCCUUUCUUUUCUUUUUUGGCUUUUUUCUGCCUUCUGUUCUAUGAAGCGUAGAGUAGUGCAUCGAGGUUCACUGCACAAAUGCGAAUAGUAAAUCUAAGUCAGAUUAGAGGAAAAUUUAGGAUGAGAUGCCUUUCUUCAAAACCAGCAGACAUUUAAAUGACCAGAAUUCUACGGUUCUAUGAAAUCUGUACUUCAGAUUGUUGAUGGUGAAUAUGCUCUGUAAUUCUGCAGUAUAUUGGAGAUUUUGUUCGUUUUAUCUGGAAACCCAAGUACUGCUUGCAUCUAAUUACUAUUUUUGAAAUGGAAAAUGCAGUUGCUUCCAUAACGCAAAGUCAGUUAUCAACAAGGGUACACUUU